CGGACGGAAGCGCAUGUGCAUCGACUACCGAGCUCUUAACAAGCAGACCAUGAAGAAUAAAUAUCCGAUACCGCAAAUCAAUGACCUGCUUGACCAGCUUCGGGGAGCUACGGUAUUUUCCAAACUGGAUCUGCAGUCCGGAUACUGGCAGAUACGGAUGGCGGACAAUUCUAUCCACAAAACUGCUUUCCGAACUCGGUAUGGAUCGUACGAGUAUUUGGUAAUGCCGUUCGGACUUAACAACGCACCGGCAACGUUCCAAGCCGAAAUGAACCACAUUCUACGACCACUUUUGGACGAGUGCGUGGUGGUAUACCUGGACGACAUACUCAUCUACUCGCGCGACAUGAAGCAGCAUGUGAAACACCUGCGACGCGUCUUCGAAAUUCUUCGACGAGAACGAUUCUACGUCAAACUGUCCAAGAGCGAAUUCGCCCUUGAGAAGGUCCAGUUCCUAGGACACAUGGUGAGCGCUCAAGGAGUUCACGUCGACCCCAAGAAAAUCGAAGCCGUACAUACGUGGAAGACACCCGAGAACGUGAAGGAGUUGCAGCAAUUCCUAGGCUUCGCUAAUUACUACAACAGGUUCGUACCACAGUAUGCAAAACUCGCAGCACCACUCACGAAUCUGCUGAAGAAGAACACGCCCUACAAAUGGGAGCCAAAGCACCAGGAAGCCAUGGAGCAGCUAAAGCAAGCACUUACGUUCGCACGAGUACUCAUCUUGCCAGAUCCCGAAUGCGACUACGUCAUCGAAGCUGACGCCAGCGACCAGGGAGUGGGAGCAGUCUUAAUGCAAGACCAGGGAAAUGGACUGCAACCAACCGCCUACCUCAGCAAGAAAUUGCACGGAGCAGAACUAAACUACCCGAUACACGACAAAGAGGCCCUUGCCAUCGUCAUCGCCUUCAAAGCGUGGAGAUGUUAUCUCGAAGGACGAAGAACAACCGUCUACACCGACCACUGCAGCCUGAAAUACUGGAAGACACAACCCAACCUCUCCAGGCGGCAAGUCCGGUGGAUCGACUUCCUCGAGACACACUUCCACUACGACAUCGUGUACAAGCCCGGCCACAAAAACAAAGCAGACGCUCUCAGCCGGCCUGCACACGUUGCAGCUAUUCAGAUCGAAGGGAUGAAUCCACUACUCAAGGGACUCUUCACACACGGGUACACCAUCGACCCCGAAAUUCCCUUGGCAGAGAAACGACAUCUGUUACAGUGGGACACACGCACCGAAGAAACAGCACAACUCUUCGUUCGAUACAUCAUCUCACAGCAUGGCAUUCCAACCACACUUAUCUCCGACCGAGACCCCAAGUUCACCAGCAAGUUCUGGAAGGAACUUCUGUCUCUCCUUGGGACCAAACUCGCCAUGUCAUCUGCUUACCACCCGCAGACAGACAGACAGGCCGAGCGCCUCAACCAGAUUGUCGAGCAACUCCUCCGCGCAGCGUGCAAGGACGAGAUCUCCAAAUGGGACUUGCACCUGCCCGUUCUAGAGUUUGCUUACAACAAUGCUACACAUGCCGCUACUAGACAGACGCCGUUCUUCCUCUGCUACGGACGCCACCCACUCACACCACAAAAACCGACAGCAUCAGCUAGAUGACGUCCUGGAGGACCGUCAGU
Molecule: messenger RNA, 1632 nt
Organism: Closterium sp. NIES-67
Lineage: Eukaryota; Viridiplantae; Streptophyta; Zygnematophyceae; Desmidiales; Closteriaceae
Source: the annotation of a GenBank genome assembly